Messenger RNA from Gaeumannomyces tritici R3-111a-1, 2154 nucleotides. RefSeq names its product alpha-N-arabinofuranosidase 2. Gene Ontology annotation, molecular function: hydrolase activity, hydrolyzing O-glycosyl compounds. The transcript has a single exon. Gene Ontology annotation, biological process: carbohydrate metabolic process. The record is from RefSeq and is a predicted model, not a curated record. NCBI's taxonomy places the organism in Eukaryota, Fungi, Ascomycota, Sordariomycetes, Magnaporthales, Magnaporthaceae. Bases 829 to 2076 code for a protein of 415 amino acids.
GUUGGCAGAGCACUACAACGGUAUCUGCCUUCACUACCCCGCCUUGGAAUAGAUGGCUUGGCUGCGGAUUUCCGAGCGACCGGAUUUUACCCUGGGCAGCUUGAUCUCUUCUACCGUACUGAACUGCUCUUGAUCUUCCUACCAAGACAAGCGACCACGCCACGCCCAAGAAGCAAAAUCGCCUUUUUGUCUUAGGUGCGAGGCAUCCUCAACCGUGAUCGUCCUGGACGUUUCCUGCCCUUUUGCUCGCCGGGAUGCUGUCGUCGGGUCACACGCUCUGCCAGAGUUAGCAAAACACACAGAAAAUCGUGGCCGGCAAACACGAGCAAACCCCCCAUUAUCGACCCACGAUCCCCAUAUCUUCCCCCGGUGAACUGUCCGGGGGGCUCGGGGUAAUAUCGCGCCCAUAACCCAUAAUCGACAAGGCCGAAGGCGCGCGAGACGCUGCCGGCCAGUGGAUCUGCGGGGAUUGCAUCGUUGCAUUUCUCCAAAGAAUGCGGGGUCGACUCCAACCGCACCUCUCAACAUCGAAUUGACGAUCCGUCAUGGCAACACUGCCAGGGUUCCGCGUCUUUUGGUCGUGCUGUCGGCCCAGGGCACCGGGGCAACACGCAUUUCUCUCGCCCACCCGGCCUGGGCCCCCGGCAGUCUCAAGGUGAGCGACCGGGCCGAGGCUAACAAUCUGCUUGACCAGCGUCAGUCAUGCCAUCUCAAGUAUAAAUCAGCUACACGCUCCCCGCGAGUGUUGGCUCCCAAGCUGGUCCUCUUUAGCACCUUUGAAAAGGCUUUGACUCCCGCCGCCCGCGUACGACUCGAACACCCGACAAGAUGGCGAGGUCACUGGCACUGGGCAUGCUUUACGGCCUGUCCUCCCUUCUGGGGACGGCCCAAGGCCAGACGUUCGACCCGAACAAGGCCGGGCAGCAGCACUGGGACCCGGCCCUGGUCGGGACGGACAAGACCACCAACGCCACCUUCAGGAACCCCGUCAUGACGACCAACAUCGGCGACCCCUGGAUGACGAGGUACUCGGCCGGCGGCGAGGACUGGUACCUGUUCACCUACACCACCAACGACAACAUCACGCUGAAGCGGUCCAGGUCCUUGACGGACAACUGGGACAAGGCCGAGUCGCGCGUCAUCUUCAACCCGGACCCCAACAGCGGCGAGCCCUGGUCGACCGACAUCUGGGCGCCCGAGAUCCACAACAUCUCGGACAGGUGGUACGUCCUGUUCACGGCGACGCCAGACCGCGACAACCCGCCGCCCAUGCAGGACGCCCUGUGCCCCAUCAACUGCCCGGCCGUGAACCACCGCAUGUUUGCGCUCGAGAGCAGCGGGCCGGACCCCUGGACGGCCAACUUUACGCUCAAGCCCGAGAUCAACUCGUUUGACCAGUUCGCCAUCGACGGGACCUACUUCCACUACAAGGACCAGCUCUACCACAUUUAUUCGUGCUGGGAGCACGCCUACUCGGCGUGGCCGGCCAACCUCUGCAUCACGCACAUGUCGAACCCCUGGACCGUCGACUCGAACCUGACGGACCGGCGCAUCAUCUCGGUGCCGGACCAGGCGUGGGAGAAGACGCCGUACGGGCGGCCCGACAUCCGGCUGGCCAGCAACGAGGGCCCGCAGCAGCUCGUGAACCCCAAAACGGGCCAGAACUUUGUGAUAUACUCGGCCGCGCGCGUCAACACGCCCUACUACUGCCUGGGAAUGCUGGAGCUUGUCGGCAACGACCCGAUGGAGCACUCGUCGUGGCGCAAGCACACGCAGGGGUGCCUCUUCCACCUCAACACGGCCGAGGGCGUCUACGGCACGGGCCACGCGAGCUUCACGACGAGCCCAGACGGGUCCGAGGACUACCUGGUCUACCACGCGCAGACGACGCCGAACCCAAAGGGCGACAUCUACCGCACGGCGCGCAUACAAAAGUUCACGUGGAACGAAGACGGCACGCCAAAGUUCCCCCUCGCCGGCAACGGGCCGUUCCCCGUGCCCUCGGGCCAGAACGGCCAGAGGCCCGCGGCCGCACAGGCGCAGCCGAGGGGGUUUGGUGAUAGCUGGAACUUUUGAAAGGGGGGGUCAAAAUGGGCGCGGGGAUAACGCGGGUUAUGUUUUACGCGUCUUAAUAUGAUUAGGUUCAUGUCCAGA